CGCCGGUCGGAAGUCGUGUGAGUCCACCUGCAGGCUUCACUGUAUGUGAAGCAGAUUAAUGGUGGAGGAACCCUAUCUUUCGAUCGCAGGUCGUGUUGUUAUUCUCUCUGGUUCCGAGGGUUUUUAUUGUCCAGGUUGAAUGGAGGGGGGCGAACUGAGGACCCGAGCCGAUCCGGGCCAGUCCAGGCCGGGUCAAGACACCAGGGACAGCAGCACCCAGACUGACAGCAGGGUACAAGGCCAUGGCCCCAGGUUAUCAAAGGUCAAUCUCUUCACCUUACUGAGUCUGUGGAUGGAGCUGUUCCCUCAGGAGCAGCAUGAGGACGAGGACCACAGUCAGACCCGGGGGAUGGGCUUGGUGGUGGUGCAGGACAGCAAGGUGCUGGGACUCCACUGUUCGGGCGCCGAGCUCCACGCGGGACAGGCAGCCAUCAUCCAGCACGGCGCCCGCUUGGCUGACUGUCAGCUGUACUUCUCCAGGAGACCCUGUGCCACGUGCCUCAAGAUGAUCAUCAACGCUGGGGUCAGUCAGAUCUCCUUCUGGCCCGGAGACCCUGAGGUCAGCAUGCUGGGCUCCACCUCCACAAACCAUCCGGACGCCCGCUCCCACAGUCCGCCGGGCUGCGUCAGGGAGGAGGCCGCGCUGGACGCCGUCGCAACGGAGAAGCUGAAGUCCAACAGCCGUCCGCACAUCUGCGUGCUGCUGCAGCCGCUGGCGUCAGGCCUGGCCCAGUUCCUCGAUGAGACGUCCAGAGAGUGCGACUUCAUGGAGAAGGUGGCUGAUGAUGAACCGGGGCUGAACACAGAGGAGCUCUUCAACAGAGAACGGACCAGACGCAUGAAGGAUUUCUCCAGACACUUCCUGGUCACGACGCCCCGGCAGCACCGGGACAUUCUGAAGCAAAUGGGUCUGGAGAACUUCUGCGUGGAGCCAUACUUCUCCAACCUGAGACAGAACAUGAUGGAGCUGGUGGAGGUUCUGGCUGCAGUGGCUGCCGGGGUGCCGCCGCAACACCACGGAUUCCACAGGGAACAGUGUUCGACCCCCGAGCAGCCGCUGCCUCCUCAUCAUGAGGGCGUGUCCCAAGAAGUGGCUCUUCACUGCAUUAUCCAAGCCAGACUGCUCGCCUAUAGAACAGAGGAUCCUAAAGUGGGCGUGGGCGCUGUUAUCUGGGCCAGACGACUCUCGCCUAGGAGUUUAGACGGAGUGGGACGUCUGUACCUCUUGGGUUGUGGGUACAACGCCUACCCAGCAGGCUCGCAGUACGCCGAGUACCCACAGAUGGACAACAAACAGGAGGACCGACAAAGACGCAAAUACAGAUACAUCGUCCACGCCGAGCAGAACGCCCUCACCUUCAGGACUCGAGAAAUCAAACCGGGGGAGGCCACCAUGCUGUUUGUCACCAAGUGUCCGUGUGACGAGUGCGUCCCUCUGAUCAGAGGAGCCGGCAUCACACACAUCUACACCACCGACCAGGACAGGGACAAAGACAAAGGAGACAUUUCCUACCUGAGGUUCAGCAGCUUGAAGGACGUCAGCAAGUUCACAUGGCAGAGGAGUCCUUCACUUUACUCAGCGUCCUCUCCUCACAUUGCCAACGGUUGCGUUGGGAAGCAGAGCAGGCGGACGGAGGAGGAGAGCCACAGCAGCAAGAAGCUGUGCGUCAACAGGCCGCACGACUCGCCGUCCGUCAGCUGAGCAUCGCCUCCGGACACACGGACAGAUGGAUGGACCAACCAGAAAGCUCAUGUGCCACAGAUCAGAAAAUUUAACGGUUCAAGUUGGGAGACGUUGUUCUAAGUCCUUUCCUAAUCUGUGGCUGCACAUCAUCCCACAUUGUUUUGCCUUGUAAUGCAGGGCUGGGAUGAGCUGCUGCAGUUCCAUUCUGUAUUUGAUCCACCAGGCAGGUGGAGUUGUGUGUGAAGCUCUUCUUCCAGUGAGAGACAAGAAGAAGCUUGAAAUCAGUAAAACAGAGGGAGGGAUGAAAGAAAGAGGAGAAGAGUGUCAGGACUAAAUGGUUGAUUUUUAAAUGCAUGGGAUGAGGGAAGGAAAUAUGGCGACGACAAACAAACAAAUAUUUUAAUAUAAUAUAAACUGACAUGUAGAUUUAUCUUUUAUUUUAUAUAUAUGUAUUUAAGUGGUGAAUAGUUUAUUUAACUGGUGUAAGGUUUUAAUGUGUCAUACUGAAUGUGUGUGUGUGUUGGUACGUGAGUGUGUUACACUCCUAUUGAAGUGAAUAAAGUUUGAAAGAGUGGAAGAUGCUGUUUUUCAAACUGGGAUUUUAAAUCUCUGAGAAGAGUAAUGACCAAACUACAGAUGAGGUUGGUGUAUUUGUCACAGCAGCAGUCCCUCUGGUUCAGGAAGCUGGGGAUCCUGGGUAAUCACCUGGACACAGAGCCCAACAGAAUGAAUCCCCACGUGUGGCUGCAGAUGGCGCUGCUGCUCAGUCAAACUGACCUGGUGAUGCUUUAAAGGGCCCAUAUUGUGUAAAAUACAUUUUCUGGGCUUUUACUAUCCGUAAUGACUUGAAGGGUCAGCAGAGACCCUCACAGUAUGAAGACAGUCACUCCGUGGACAUCUCACUCGGUCCAUUCUAAUAAAAUAUGUUACUGAAAA
Messenger RNA from Hippoglossus stenolepis (Pacific halibut), 2620 nucleotides. RefSeq names its product cytidine and dCMP deaminase domain containing 1 (gene cdadc1). Gene Ontology annotation, molecular function: dCMP deaminase activity; zinc ion binding; tRNA-specific adenosine deaminase activity. Bases 140 to 1702 code for a protein of 520 amino acids. NCBI's taxonomy places the organism in Eukaryota, Metazoa, Chordata, Actinopteri, Pleuronectiformes, Pleuronectidae. Gene Ontology annotation, cellular component: cytoplasm. The transcript is spliced from 11 exons. The record is from RefSeq and is a predicted model, not a curated record. Gene Ontology annotation, biological process: dUMP biosynthetic process; tRNA wobble adenosine to inosine editing; dTMP biosynthetic process.